This is a messenger RNA of Rubroshorea leprosula, 780 nucleotides long. The record is from the annotation of a GenBank genome assembly. NCBI's taxonomy places the organism in Eukaryota, Viridiplantae, Streptophyta, Magnoliopsida, Malvales, Dipterocarpaceae.
AAACAGUAAUCCCCCAUUUUUCUCAAAAUCUUUUUCAAAGCAGAAAACAAAGUUUGGCUAAUUCAGAAGAAGUAAAGCUACUUGGCAUGUAGGCAAGCCCUUUUACCCGAAGAGUCGAAUUAGCCCUGAAGCCCAAAGGAAUCCCAGAUGAAUACAUCGAAGAAGAUAUCUCCAACAAGAGUCCUUUGCUCCUCAAAUACAACCCCAUUCAUAAGAAAGUCCCUGUGCUUGUUCACAACCAAAAACCAAUCAUAGAGUCUUUAGCAAUUCUCGAGGACAUUGAUGAGACAUGGAAAAACAAUCCUAUCUUGCCCCAAGAUCCCCAUGACAGAGCCCUUUCUCGUUUUUGGGCAAAAUUCAUUGAUGAGAAGGUUGAGGAUUACUCUUAGAUCUAUCUUUGCAGCAGCUGGUGACAGCAAGGAAUUGAAGAUUAGAAGUAAUCAGGAGGUUGUUGAAGAAGUUAUCGAGCAGCUGAAGAUCCUAGAAAAUGAGCUUACAGGAAAAGAAUUCUUUGGAGGAGAUAAGAUUGGAAACUUGGAUAUUGUGGCGAAUGUUUUAGCAUUUUGGUUCAUAGUCGGACAGGAGUUUUCCGGAGUUAACGUGCUAACGGAAGAGAAGUUUCCGAUGAUAUAUAAAUGGAUCGGAACCUUAAGGAGAUCGAUGCAGUCAUGGACAGCCAGCCUCCACUAGAUAAAUAUCAUCAGUUUAUGACUGAACAGCUUGAAGCCUCUAAAGGAGCUUCCAAAUGAGGAGCCUUUGAAAUCAAUUACCUACAAUUUU